UUUGAGGAUGUGACUACACCUACUAAAUUAGCAGUUAAAAAUCAUUUGUUUGUGUGACAGGCAGGCUGAAUCUUAUUCUCAACACUGAUGUUGUCAAAAGUAUGCUAUAACCAGAACAGAUUAAAUUCAGUUUAAUAUGUUUGUCUCUGACUCCAAGCAGGGUUUUAUGCACUCCAGUCAACAAUAUUACUGGAUCGGACUCUCCUAUAAUGAAGAAAGUGGGGACUGGAGGUGGGAGAAUGGCUCUGCUUUUUCCUGGGAUCUAUUUUCAUCACUUGAAACUCCAGACCCAAAGAAAUGCAUAGUGUAUGAGCCAAUGAACGGUGCUAUGGAUGAACUGUGUGAAAGAGAGAAUCGUUACAUCUGUAAACAACAGCUUAUUUAA
This is a messenger RNA of Propithecus coquereli (Coquerel's sifaka), 385 nucleotides long. RefSeq names its product natural killer cells antigen CD94-like. Gene Ontology annotation, biological process: positive regulation of natural killer cell mediated cytotoxicity; stimulatory C-type lectin receptor signaling pathway. Bases 137 to 385 code for a protein of 82 amino acids. Lineage: Eukaryota; Metazoa; Chordata; Mammalia; Primates; Indriidae. The transcript is spliced from 2 exons. The record is from RefSeq and is a predicted model, not a curated record.